This is a messenger RNA of Cydia strobilella, 3415 nucleotides long. RefSeq lists its product as uncharacterized. Bases 17 to 280 code for a protein of 87 amino acids. The transcript has 2 exons. Lineage: Eukaryota; Metazoa; Arthropoda; Insecta; Lepidoptera; Tortricidae. The record is from RefSeq and is a predicted model, not a curated record.
UCCAGAUAAUGCGAGCAUGACUACAAACCGGAAGUCGUUAUUCAUGUUUCUGAUGGGUCUGGCGUGGAAGUGCCGCUUCAGCAUGCCGCUGCUGCUGAGCGGCUCAGCGGCGGUGCUGGGCCGCGCCUGGAUGUUCCAGGUUCGAGUCCGGACCGUGCACAGCCUCCGCGACCACGAGCUGGCGUACUAUGAGGAUGGCGAGGAGGAGGAGGACUCAUGGGAGACCGACACCAAUGACUCCUGGGAGACCAUCAUGGAAGAGGAGGUGGCUUACGGGUAGACCACACCCUGUACGUAUACAGUGUAUGUUACGAGUAUCCUCUAGAGACCCAUCCGUUAGAACAUUCAAAUUGUUUAAAUACAGACAGACUAGAUGGUGCUGAUAGCACUAGCGUUCAGCUUAAUGAUAAGUCUGUGUCGCACAGCUAAACUGUGGAAUGAACGGUCGCCCGCGGUAUUUCCGCAGAGAUAAUAAGAUAUGAAAUUGAUGCAUCAAGGCUGUUUGUAGAAGGUUUACAGAGGACCUACCGGGAAACGCAAAUCCGAAAUUUCGCUAUCUGCCUCUUUAUCGCUCGAAUAUGCAAGUGACAGAUGUUAGAACGAAAUUCGAUUUUCCUGUUUCGCGAUAGACCUUCAGAUUGUGGUAGUGGCGCUCCCUACGCAGAGUUUCGCGUAAUAUUCCCUAUUUGAGUGCGUAAAGUAUUCUUUCAGUGUGUUAAAAGUGAAAUUUUUCGCAUAAACCUAUUUUAACACUUGUUACUUGCCAAAUUAAUACUGUUGGGGCUCUGGAGGAGUUAUUUAACUUAAAAAAAUAUUAUUUGUAACGUUCUCGAGCAAAAGGUACCAAAUUGUCGCAUACAAUACCUAAGGAUGAAAUUUACUCGUAUCUUUAUAUGAAUAACAUGUCAGAGCGUCCUUAUGGCAAGCGACAAUGUGGUACCUUCUGCUUGAGAACGUCACAAUUUUCUUGAGAUGCCAAAGUUAAAAUGUAAUUAUAAUUCUACUUUUAAUUAUAAUCACAAAAGUUGGUGCGAAUGUUAGAAACGAAACAUAGUUGUUCUGUCAAUUUGUAAAGUUAUAAAACCUAAAACCUUGCAAACCUUGUUUUAAGAAUUUAGAAUAGAUCUUUGACCCUUUGAACGCUUUAUGUCAUAAACACAAACAUCACUCAAACGCCAAGGUCCCGGGCGCAAGGAAGCCAAGGCUCGGAACCGGUUUUUUUUGUAAAACCCGAAAUAGCCCAAUAUUUUUAAUUAUUUUAUGCUCUUUACGUAGGACUGAAUCAUGUAUUUAGGUAACAACUUCGUAUUUAUUAGAUUGUCUUAUUAAAAAUUAAAUAAUAAACGAAAGAACGGAAAAGAACGUAAUAAUACCGGUAUUUUUUGUAUGAAGAAAAAACCGGUACCGAGCUUUGAUUAGGGAGCUAAUAUUGUAAACCUUACUCGAAAGUGGGUUACUUUGACUGCUUAGACAGCGUCCGCCAUAACACCUAUAGUUGUCCAUGGCGCUGUGGGCACGACUAGUGACGACGACUUUAGGUGUUAUUAACGUUCAAAAGGUUAAGAUUAGUUAUCCUCCUAAGGACCAGCCAUACAAGCGAAAAAUCCAAAAUUUGACAUUGAAAUUUGAACCUAUAGUUUAGGAAAUAGAGUUUAUUUUGCAUUGUUGAAAAAUUUAACAAAACAAAGCAAAAGAGACUGUUCCAAUUGAAUAGGGUUUAAAUUAAUCGAACUGAAGAGGUAAAGCCUGACCAGUAGGCCGAGCACAUGAUUGACGCGACAGUAUCUCGCUGCGAGAUAGACUACCCGUCUUUUGCUAACUUUAUGAAUUAAAGGGGGACGAGUAGUCUAUGUCGCGGCGAGAUACUGUCGCGCCAAUCAUGUGCUAACCCGGCUGGAAUAUAUGAUCACGCGCCAUGUUGUGGAAUUUCAUUGGAACUAAAUUUUUCAUACUAAACUGAACUAUCACCACAUACAUGAGAAUAAACAGCGCCCUCUUUAUUGGGGCCAGGCUAUUAUCAAUUAAACUAUGAGAAUUCUUUUCAUACUUUGUUUUAAUUUCACUUAUAACACGUAAGACAUCAUUGUCGGUUUCGCAUUGAUAGAGGCGCCACACGGCGGGACUUUAAUAAACUAAAUUACGUUUACGGAGUAACCUACUUUAACAGUUUACAGAGACAGAUAGUUACCUUUUAAUUUAUACUCUAAUACUCUUGACAAUGAUCAUAUAUUUCUGGUCGGGCUUUACUAUUACUAUUGGACCUUGGGCCUUAGGUUAUGGUGGUCUCACACUGGCUGUUACCUGCGCUGUUAUAUAACGUUGCAUAACAUCGUAUGAAAGAUGAAAUAUGAUAGUCAUUAGUCAUAGUGUUUUAUUACGCUAUCAUAGUGUUUCCUUUUCUUUUACAAAUAUUCUAACAUAGUUCUUAAGUAAAGAGUUACUAACCAUAUUAUGCAACCUAUGUUUUCUGAAAUAAAUGUUUUUUUUUAGGGUUUCUUACCUCAAAAGGAAAAAACGGAACCCUUAUAGGAUCACUCGUGCGUCUGUCUGUCUGUAUGUCUGUCUGUCUGUCCGUCUGUCACAGCCUAUUUUCUCCGAAACUACUGGACCAAUUAAGUUGAAAUUUGGUACACAUUUGUAAGUUUGUGACCCAAAGACGGACAUGUAACGUAAACAAAUUAAUUUUAAACAUGGGGGCCACUUUUGGGGGGUAAAUGAGAAAAUUAAAAAAUUAAAAUUUUCAAACUAUACCAUGUUAUAUAUCAAAUGAAAGAGCUCAUUGUGAGAAUCUCAAAUAUAUAUUUUUUAUAAUUUUAAGAUAAACAAUUUAGAAGUUAUUUAAGAAAAUAGGCAAAAAAUGACCAACCCCCCCCCCCCCCCUUUAUCUCCGAAACUACUGGUUCUAAAAUUUUGAAAAAAUACACAAAAUAGAUCUUUACCUAUAGAUUACAGGAAAACCUAUUAGAAAUUGCAGUUAAGCGUGAGUCGGACUUAAUUACUUAGUUUUUGAUCCGACCCCUACGGGUUUUUUAAAGACAUUUCACUCACGUUUCACAUAAAAAAUACAUUGUUUAAAUUGUGUAAUGUACGGAACCCCUGGAACGCGAGUACGACUCGCACUUGGCCGGUUUUAAUUUUUAAGCACGGUCGCAUUUUUAUCGCCUGUCACGUUCUAACAAGUAUGUAAGUGCGAAAGCGACAGGCGAUAAAAAUGCAACCAUGCUGUCACCGCUGAGCUGUCAAACUAUAUUGUUAUAAUUAUUACGUUAUGUAUCAGUCUGUGUGGGACCACCACACCAUUAUUCUUCCACAGUUAUUAUUUUAAUGUUCUUGAGACGAAUGACUGCUUUCUAUGCAACUACAUAAUAAUAUUAUUUGAUUUAGUUAUGUUAUGGAAUAAAGGCAUCAUGAGAUA